GGUGUGUGUACACACACAUACAGAGUGUCGUCAGUGAGUUGACAAGUUUGUGAUUUUUAUGUCCCCAAAUUUCAUGGUAUGACGAUGAAUUAAUGGCCACUAAAGUGCGUCCCUUCAGCCUUCAGCAAACAGCAAAGCUAAAAACACACAGAGUUUAUCAAGAUGGCGGCAAGCGCUUCCAGUUUCGACAGUGUCACGGGAGAAUUUGGAAGUUUAGCCAUGGAUGACGGAUUGCACACGGACGAUGUGAAAUUGUCUUUGGUUGCCAUCAACUUGUUGUUAAAUAAUGGAUUUAAAGAGUCGGAAGAAAUAUUCAACAAGUACAGAAGUUACAGUCCCUUGAUGAGUGCUGGUGCAAGCUUUGUGCAGUUUAUGAAUGCUAUGAUGACAUUUGAAGAUGAUAAGAUGGACAGCGCUCUGGAAUCACUCAAGGAGACGGAGAAGCUCUGCUCAACAAGCGAGGGCUUCAUGAAGUCACUCAGGUCAAAGGUCAUGAGACGAGACUCGGCAACCAAGAAUCACAUCCAUCUGAGCGUGGAGGAAAGAAUCACUAGGCAGAUCAUCACCGGAGAUUGCCAGCUUUACACCGCUCUCUUGACCUUCUCGCGGAGCGAGGUGUCCGGAUUCCUCAAAGGAGGUUGGCUUAUACGGAAAGGUUAUAAGAUCUACGAGAAGGCGUACAAGGAGCUGGUGAAUAUCUACCAGUUGAGGGGUAAGGAGAGCCCGGUGUCAGGGACGCCGAUAACGCUGGAGGAGAACUCGGACGCGGGCACGGAGAAUGACGGUGACGGGAACGGCGGAACUGAACCCAUGAUGUCGGAGGUGGAUUUUAAGACGGCAGAUUACGGUAAUCUGAGCGAGGAGACGUUAGCUCGGUUGUUUGGGGGCGUGACCUUUGGUUAUGGACUACUCCAACUCUGCAUAUCGAUGAUGCCACCUAGCUUGCUCAAAGUUGUGAACUUACUGGGUUUCCGUGGUAACAGGGAUUUUGGGCUUCGUUGUCUGCAAUUAUCAAGCCAUAGCCAGGAUAUGAAGGCACCACUUGCAAUGUUAUCCUUGUUGUGGUACCAUACAGUCGUCCGUCCAUUCUUCGGUUUAGAUGACCACAAUAUUCAGACUUGCAUCAAGGAGGCGGAGUCUAUACUCAAAGAAGGGGAGGCACAGUAUUCCAAGUCGGCCCUCGUUAUGUUCUACCAAGGCAGGGUUCAGAAACUACAGCGUAAUAUUGACAAGGCUUUGGAGACUUAUAACACGGCUUUAGAAGCAGCGAGGGACCAGAGGGAGAUUCAAUUAAUCUGUGUCUAUGAGAUAGGCUGGUGUAAUCUCAUGAUGGUCAACUGGGAGGAGAGUAUGCUGUCAUUUGCAAGGAUGAAGGAGGAAUCCAAAUGGUCCAAGUGUUACUAUGCCUACCUAACAGCAGUGUGUCAAGGAGCGUUAGGUCAAGUUGAAACGGCUCAAGAGAUCUUCAAAGAGGUUCCAGAGUUGGCCAAGAAGAAGAGCAGCAGUCAACAAAUGGAAGCCUUCCUCAUUAGAAAAGCUCACAAGUUUAAGAAGACGAUGCCGACCUCUAAACAAUGCAUUGUUAUGGCAAUAGAAGUAUUGUAUCUAUGGAGAGCGUUGCCAAAUUGCAGCCCAGACUGUCUUAAUACCAUGCUUAAAGAAUGUGAAAGCAACCAAGACCAGAACCUUAAAGCAGUAACCUGUCUUCUUAAAGGAGCACUCAAUAAACACUUGGGAAACAAAGAUAUUGCAAUACAGUGUUUUGAGGAUGCAAUAGUGUAUGGUGCUGGGAAACAUCAAGAAUCGUUUGCAGCACCCCACGCUUGCGUUGAGGUUGGCUCGCUACUUGUUUCUAAACCAAUGACGAUUGGUCGAGGGAAAGCGCUCUUGAAUCGAGCAAAGGAUCAGUACAAGGACUAUGACUUUGAGAAUAGACUUCAUAUGCGUAUACAUGCAGCACUGCAGCGUCUUAAAGACAUCGAGUAAGACGCCUCAAUUCGUCAUAGUGUCGCUCAGAAAGACGCCCAUUGAUGAUCAGAUCACCUUGUUAAGUAUUAAGGACUUUCAGUUAUCUUAACCCCUAUCUUAGGCCUGAUACUUCACAGAGGCUACAAAGGUGAUUGCCUCCAUGACCCCUGGUCAUUGCCUUGGUGCACUUGAAAUGCUCUACAGUAGAAAUUUAAAGUUUCCUCAUAGGGUGUCCUUUACCAAGGAGAAAAUUCCUUAGCCCUUAACCUUUCAAAAACGAGUAUUUGUUUUGAGUAAUUACCAAACGUGUACCUUCCCUUUAAGAAGGUUAACGAGCAAAGGAAGAAGUGAAACGUUAAUGGUUGAUCUAUGGACCAAAUAGAAAGGAAGACGAGUCUAUAGCCCUUUUCACACUAUCUACAUGCAUGACCUUUGAUCCGCGUAAAGCCUAGUUCAUACUUCCUGCGAAUGCCAAGCAAAUUUUGACGUCACAGGGCUGUUUUGGCAGAAAAUGUUUUGCAGGAGUU
Asterias rubens (European starfish) is the source of this 2495-nucleotide messenger RNA. Its product is annotated as tetratricopeptide repeat protein 39C-like. NCBI's taxonomy places the organism in Eukaryota, Metazoa, Echinodermata, Asteroidea, Forcipulatida, Asteriidae. The transcript is spliced from 11 exons. Gene Ontology annotation, biological process: cilium assembly. Gene Ontology annotation, molecular function: protein binding. The record is from RefSeq and is a predicted model, not a curated record. The coding region runs from base 163 to 1986 and encodes 607 amino acids.